This is a messenger RNA of Lachancea sp. 'fantastica', 4338 nucleotides long. The record is from the annotation of a GenBank genome assembly. Lineage: Eukaryota; Fungi; Ascomycota; Saccharomycetes; Saccharomycetales; Saccharomycetaceae.
AUGAGUGACGCAAAGAGCGCGUCUGAGCGAUACCAGAAAAUUUCGCAACUGGAACAUAUCCUAAAGAGGCCGGAUACGUACGUGGGUUCUGUGGAGGUACAAGAGCAGGUACAAUGGAUCCACAAUGAGGAUACCGAAUGUAUGGAGGAGAGGGAGGUCAAGAUUGUUCCGGGUCUCUUCAAGAUCUUCGAUGAGAUUCUCGUAAAUGCUGCCGACAACAAAGUUCGUGACCCCACAAUGAGGAAAAUAGAGGUUUCGAUCAACAAGGAAGAGAAUCUGAUAGAAGUCAAAAACGACGGGAAAGGAAUACCGAUCGAAAUUCAUGAAAAGGAACAGAUUUAUAUACCUGAGAUGAUUUUCGGCCAUCUCUUGACGUCGUCAAACUAUGACGAUGAUGAAAAGAAAGUGACUGGUGGUAGAAAUGGUUAUGGCGCCAAGCUGUGUAAUAUCUUCUCUUCUGAGUUUGUUCUCGAAACCGCAGACCCUACUAAAGGUGAGAAGUAUGUGCAGAAAUGGGAAAACAACAUGACCGUGUGCCAUAAGCCCAAAAUAACGUCCUAUAAAAAAGGGCCCUCCUAUACAAAAGUAUCAUUUCGACCAGAUCUGAAAAGGUUCGGGAUGGAAAAUCUCGACAGUGACACGGUGGGCGUCAUGCGCCGCAGAGCUUUCGAUAUCAAUGGAUCUGUAAGAGAUAUUAGUGUCUACCUCAACGGCAAAAGUCUCAAAAUCCGUAAUUUCAAGAAUUACGUUGAACUCUACCUCAAAUCUUUGGAAAAGAAGAAGUCUGAGGAGAAUGGCGUGGAAGCGGGCAAAACCCCGACGAUCCUUUAUGAAAGGCUUAAUGAUAGAUGGGAAAUUGCAUUUGCGGUAUCAGAUGUUGCAUUUCAACAGAUAUCUUUCGUCAAUUCGAUAGCUACUACCUCUGGCGGUACACACGUUAAUUACGUGUCUGACCAAAUUGUGAAGAAGAUCACAGAAGUACUCAAAAAGCGGAGAAAGGGGAAAAUUAUCAAAGGUUUUCAGAUCAAGAAUCAUAUGUUCUUGUUUAUCAACUGCCAAAUCGAAAACCCUGCGUUUACAUCGCAAACUAAAGAACAACUGACAACUCGUGUAAAGGAUUUUGGCUCGAAGUGUGACAUAAAAGAUGAUUUUAUCAACAAGGUAAUGAAGACUGAAUUAGCUGACAAAAUUUUUGAGAUUGCUGAUCAGAAUGAGGAUAAGGCCUUGCAAAAAUCGGACGGCACAAGGAAAAACAGGAUCACAGACUACGCUACGUUGGAAGAUGCGAACAUGGCGGGUACUAGACAGAGUCACAAAUGUACCCUGGUCUUAACCGAAGGUUUGUCGGCUCAGUCUUUGGCAGUCGCAGGCCUGGGUGUAGUGGGACGUGACUUCUAUGGCUGCUAUCCUUUGCGCGGUAAAAUGCUCAAUGUUAGAGAAGCCAGCGCUGAUCAAAUCAACAAAAAUGCUGAGAUUCAGGCUAUUAAAAAGAUCGUGGGAUUACAACACAGGAAAAAAUAUGAAGAUACUAAGAGUUUGCGCUAUGGACAUAUCAUGAUCAUGACAGAUCAAGAUCAUGAUGGUUCACAUAUUAAGGGUUUAAUCAUAAAUUUCCUCGAAAGUUCUUUCCCAGGUCUGCUUGACAUACCGGAGUUUUUGAUAGAGUUCAUUACACCAAUUGUGAAGGUCACUACAACAAAACCAAAACGCAGCGUUCUUCCUUUUUACACAAUGCCCGAUUAUGAAAGAUGGAGGGAUAAUGAAAGUCACAAAUUCACUUGGAAGCAGAAGUAUUACAAAGGUCUGGGAACGUCUUCUUUGCAGGAAGCUAGAGAGUACUUUUCAGAUCUCGAUACACAUUUGAAGAAGUUUCAUGCCCUUGAGGGUGACGAUAGUCUCUUGAUUGAUCUGGCUUUUUCGAAGAAGAAGGCUGAUGAACGUAAGGAGUGGCUGAGGCAGUAUGAGCCUGGAAAUACCCUGGAUCCUCAGCUUUCAGAAAUUCCCAUAUGCGAUUUUAUCAACAAGGAACUUAUUUUGUUUUCUUUAGCUGAUAACAUAAGAUCCAUCCCCUCUGUUCUGGACGGCUUCAAGCCAGGUCAGCGUAAGGUUCUUUUCAGUUGUUUCAAGAGAAAACUUAGAGGUGAGAUUAAGGUGGCACAACUGAUUGGCUAUGUUUCUGAGCACACCAACUACCACCACGGUGAAAUGUCACUAGCCCAAACCAUUGUUGGUAUGGCUCAAGAUUUUGUGGGCUCUAAUAACAUCUACCUCUUGAAACCGAAUGGUGCAUUUGGUACCAGAGCCACCGGUGGUAAAGAUUCGGCCGCACCUCGUUACAUUUUCACAGAGUUGAACAAAAUCACGCCUGCGAUAUUUAACCCGCUGGAUAAUCCACUUCUCAAUUACAUUCAGGAAGAUGGUCAAGCAAUUGAGCCUCAAUGGUAUCUUCCUGUAAUCCCAAUGCUUUUAGUCAAUGGUGCGGAAGGUAUCGGCACCGGUUGGAGUACCAAUAUUCCACCGUUUAACCCUGUAGAUAUUGUUCAGAACCUCAGAAGAUUGAUGAAUGGUGAAGAAAUGCAAGAAAUGACACCGUAUUACAGAGGGUGGCGAGGAAGUUUGGAAAAGAUUGAUGCGCAACGAUACAGAAUGUACGGGAGAAUUGAACAGGUGGGACCCAACGUUCUUGAGAUCACCGAACUCCCCGCUAAGACCUGGAUGUCGACCAUAAAAGAACAUUUGUUGCUAGGGCUAGCAGGAAAUGACAAAGUCAAGAAAUGGGUAGAGGAUAUGCAGGAGAACCAUGGCGCGACAAUCAAGUUCUCUGUGACCCUAUCUGAUGAGGAAAUGGCCAAAACAAGGAAAAUGGGAUUUUAUGAAAGAUUCAAGCUUAUAUCAAGCGUAAAUCUUGGAAAUAUGGUCGCAUUUGAUCCCCAGGGCCGCAUCAAGAAAUAUGAAGAUGCCAGAGAAAUUCUAAGCGACUUCUUUUACGUUAGACUGGAAUACUUCCAGAAAAGGAAGGAUUAUAUGUCAGAGCGAUUGCAGUGGCAGGUAGAAAAGCUGUCUCAACAGAUUCGGUUCUUGCAGUUGAUUGUUGAGCGGAAGUUCACCGUCAGCAACAAGUCGCGGGUACAGCUUUUCACAGAAUUGGAAGAGCUCGGAUUUCCCAAGAUUAAUUCAGAAGGAAGGCUCUAUUAUGGUAAGGUGGAGGACACGGAUGAAACGAAUGAAUUGAAAAUGGAAAUGGAAGAUUCCGAUGAGGCGGUAGAUAAUGAGGCCGAGGAUGAGGUGAACGGACCCCAGGAGAAAUACGGUACGUUUGAGUACCUCCUGGGAAUGAAAAUUUGGUCCCUAACUAAGGAAAAAUACGAGAGUCUGAUGAGACAAAAGCAAGAAAGGGAGGCGGAACUUAACGCACUGUUGAGUCUUUCUGCUAAGGAUUUGUGGAAUCAAGAUCUUGAUGCAUUCAGCAAGGCCUAUGAAGCUUUCAUGGAGAAUGAUGAACUUAUACGCAGCAGCGUCACUCCUGACGCAGCUGUGAAGCAGAAGGGAAAGCGCAAGAGAACCAAGGCUAGUGAUGAAGCUUAUGACCCGAGUCGUAAAAAGAAGAAACCCAAGACGGCUGGUUCUUCCAGCGUGAAAGUUGAGGUGGAAAAGUUCGAGCCCGUGCUGCUUGAGCAAAAAGCUUUGGAAAAGGCAAAGCGCAUUACAAAAGUGAAGGAUGAGAACCAACCCACGCUUGAGGGUCUCAUGGGUAAAGGAAAGAAGUCAGGGUCCGCGCCAGUUAAAAAUGAGCCGGUGUCUCGAUCCGUGUCAGGGUCUGCGACACCUCGAGAAAACUCACCGGAGUCGCUAAAAAGCGAGAACUCGGCCGUGACAAUUGUUUCAGAGAACCCCAACGCGGAGCCUACCAAUCUAGAGACCAAGAAGGAGGACACAAUGAGUAUUUUUUCCAGCAAGUUCAAGCAAGCAAGUGCGCUUUUCGACGGUCCUGCUUCUGUCACAGACCCCGUUUCCACACAGGCCGCGAAACCUGCUGCUCGUAAGACUGCGACUCCCAAGGCACGCACGAAAAAGGCCAUCAAGGUCGACGAAGAUGACGACGAUGACGACGAUGACGCAUUUGACGACGAUAACGACGACGAUAACUCGAGUGGCGAGCCCGAUGCGAGUGCUUUGAGAGCGAGAGAGCCGCGCAGUCGUCGUGGAGCUGCCCGGAACACUCAAGCCCCAUCCUACGCAGAACCCACGCUCAUAUCCGAUGAAGACGACGUUGACGCCUCUGUGAUCAUUGACGACGAAUCUGACGGCGACGAUGAAUCUUUCCAGAUAUCGCAAUGA